This is a messenger RNA of Cinara cedri, 4753 nucleotides long. Lineage: Eukaryota; Metazoa; Arthropoda; Insecta; Hemiptera; Aphididae. The record is from the annotation of a GenBank genome assembly.
CGAAAAGUUCGAAUACACAUCAGAGUGAAACCAUUGACAUAUUUUACAUUAUAUAAUAUUACGUCAAUGAAUAAAACCAUACAUUAGAUCCCUCGUAACACUCCGAAUUUAAAAGAUAACGAUUAUAUAACGCCAUCUAGCGACCAGACACAUUACGGACAAUACAAUAAUAUUGUGCGACGCUUCACGGUAUUUAUCGAGCAUCAUUGCCACCGCAAUGUUAGCGACACUGGGCCGGCUUUCGUAAACCGUAAUUCGUAAAUAGUGAUAUCAACCAGAAUUAGGAAUCGUAAACAAAAUAUAAACAAGAAGCAACACCGAUUGAAAUUAAUUCACUGUCCACUAAUCAGUAAUGACUACGUACUAUUGAGUGUACCGUUCAAGUCGUUCAGUUUAUCAUAUCAAGUAUCGUUGCAACUGAAUCGUUUUUGAAAGGACAAGUCUUUUGGUAGUUCACGACCAGUGUUCUACGUGGAAAAUGGCUCUCCGGACUUAUGGCGACAAGCCAAUUAGUUUCCAGGUGGAAGAAAAUGGCGAAUACUACUGUAUCGGGUCUGAGGUAAGCGAAUUAUUUGUUUAAAUUAUAUUUGAAUUUUCAUUGAUACGUUUUUGUUUGUGUAUCAUUUUAGGUGGGCAAUUACUUGCGACUGUUUCGGGGGUCUUUGUAUAAACGGUACCCUGGAAUGUUUCGCAGGACCAUCACGAAUGACGAGAGAAAACGUUUAAUCGAUCUUGGUAAUUUUUUUUUUGGUUUUUUUCCCUCCACAUAGAAAAUUACUCACACACACACUCAAAGAAAUAAAAUUCAAAACUUUCCCUAACAAAUAAUUGGAUGAUUAAUACUUUCAUUAGAGUUGAAAAUGAUUGAAAAAAAUAAUUUAUUAAGUCAAACACGUUUGAUUUUAAUACUUACUAGGAAUUUUUAAAUAAGUGUUUACAUACCUACAAUUUGGUUUGAGUGCCAAUUAGAAAAUUGUAAUGAUUUUCAUUUUAUUGUGAAUAUUCAGUGAACCUUCAUUUUCAGUAACAUCGCAAUAUACUUUUUAUUAUUAUUAUUACUUUAUACCUAUUCCAAUCAAUAUUUUUUUUAAUUUUUGUUUUUUUUUUUUUUUAAAAAAAACAACCAUUAGUAUAAAAACUUGAAAACAAAACAAAUAAAUUUAUUUUUAUAGUAAAUAAUUUGCUUUUGAUAACUUAAAAUAUUAAAUUCUUUUUUUUUAAAUAUACCAUACUUGAUCAUUAGCAUUUAAAUAAACAUUUAAACUCAGAAAAAGUAUUAUAAAAUAUUUACAAUUAACACAAUGGUUCAUUUAAAUUGUAAUGUCAUUAUUUGUGCAGGAUUAAGUGCCCAUUGCUUAGCGUCUAGUGUAUCGUUGUUAAGAGCGUCUGAAGUUGAGGAUGUUAUUGAUGGCAAUGAUGAACGGUACAAAGCAGUUUCUGUUACUUCUACUGAACCAUUAAUUACCAGGUAAUAAAAAGUACUACUUACUGAUAGGAAAUUUAAAUUUAAUUUUUAUCAAUGAAAUCAUAAUUUUUUAUUUUAAUACUAGAUUGUAAUAAAGUUUAAAGCUUUAAAUACCUACCUUAAUAAAACCUCAGCUUAUUAGAUAUACUAACUUAAUUUAGGAACUAAAAAUCGGUGAGUUUUAAUACAAUACAUUUUUGGCUUAUAAUAUUUAUAAAUCAAUAUAGUAAUAUCUUAGUGGUGUGAUAUAUUGACAUCAGAAUGUAAACACAAAAUAGUACCUAAUAAUAUUUUCUGUGUUACCAUAAAUUGUUAAAAUUUUCUUUUAUGCAAUAUAUACUACAGAUUUUAUAACUUAUAAACUUCUAUAAUUUGAAUUUAUUUCAUAAUAUAAUGAAAUUACAUUAUUUUCAUAAUCUCAGGGAAUCUAAAGGGAAAAAAUCAGUGCCAUGGGUUCCAUCAUUACCAAAUAGCUCACAUUUAGAUGCUGUACCCCAGGCUACACCUAUUAACCGUAACAGGAUUAUUCAAAAAAAAGUCCGAACUUUUCCAUUGUGGUGAGUAUUUAAGUAGAUUUUGAUUAUUAAAUACAUUUCUAUGAUCAAUAUUGAUAUUAAAUACAUCUAUUUUUAGCUAUGAUGAUACUGAUCCCGCAAACAUUCACGAGAAUGCCAAUUUUUCGGAACUAUUAGUUCCGAUUAGACUUGAUAUGGAAAUUGAAGGUCAAAAGUUGAGAGAUACAUUUACAUGGAACAAAAAUGGUAUAGAAUAAAAAUCACCAUUUUUAAUUUAUCAAAUCAUUUUAAUAUAUAAUCUCAAUCUUCUAUUUAAAUAACUUUUAAAUUAUGUGUUCUAUGUACAAUUGUAAUUUGGCUUUUGUCUGUUUAAAUUAUUAUUAUUAAAUAAAAAAUAUUAUUAAUGCACAUACUUAAUAAUUUACCUAUUAUAUUUUAGAAAGUUUAAUAACACCAGAACAAUUUGCUGAGGUGCUCUGUGAUGAUUUAGAUUUAAAUCCAUUGCCAUUUGUACCGGCAAUUGCACAAUCUAUACGCCAACAAAUUGAAGCGUUUCAUAAUGAUAAUAUUCUAGAUGAACAACAUGAUCAAAGGGUUAUUAUUAAAGUAAGUAUAAUUUAGUAAAUGUGUAUUUAUUUAUUUUGUAUUAUGUUGACUCUAUUUUCCUAUAUGUUAUAGUUAAAUAUUCAUGUGGGUAAUACUUCGUUAGUAGACCAAGUCGAGUGGGACAUGGGAGAAAAAGAUAAUUCACCCGAACAAUUUGCUAUGAAAUUGUGUGCAGAACUCGGUCUGGGUGGAGAGUUUGUGACAGCCAUCGCGUACUCAAUCAGAGGACAAUUAAGUUGGCAUCAACGUACUUAUGCUUUUAGGUAAGUUUAUUUAUUGAACUUACAAUUUAAUCUAUGUUAUGUUUUAUUUAAAUAUUAUUUUUAAUUAGCGAGGCGCCAUUGUCUGUUGUUGAGACCCCAUUUAGACCACCUUCAGAUGCUGACCAGUGGAGUCCAUUCCUAGAAACACUAACUGAUGCAGAAAUGGAGAAGAAAAUAAGAGACCAAGACAGGAACACUAGGCAAGAACUGAAUAACUAUUUAAUUUGAAUUUUUUUUUUUUAACCAUUCUGUGAUUUUGUUGUUUGUCGCUAAUACCAAUAUUCUUAUGUAUUCUAGGCGUAUGCGACGGUUGGCUAACACCACACCAGGAUGGUAAUAAGAAUCAUUAUUAAGUAUUUUAAAUAGUAAGUAAUAAGAAACCCCCCUCCCCCCAAACAUGACACUAACCUAAGUGGCGUAUGACAAUCAUGUCGAGGUUCCUAAAUGAUUUUUUAAACUAUGUCCUGAAUAAUACGUGCAUUUGUGUUAAAAUAGGUUUAUUGAAACAGUAAAUUUCACAACAACUGUUACUAUUUGAUUUUGAAAAUUUAUACAUUAGUGCUUUAUAAAUAUGUCAUGUUUUAUUUUGCAUUACUUAAAGUAAUGUUUUAUUCAAAGCUAGAAACUUUUGAUCUUAAAUUAUUGUGAUUCAAGUUUUUAUUAUUCAAGACACGAUUUGAUAGAAGAUAACACAAAAAAUGGCACCAGUUGAUUAAUAAAAUUAUUUCAUAUUUUUAACUAACAAAAUCCUAUAAAAUAUAUCAGAUUCUUGUAAGUAUGAACUUCUAGAUUUUAUUUAUUAUUUGUUUUGUUACUUUUGGUAGACCAAUAUUUUAGUAUAUUUGACCAUAUUUUAUUGAAAUUAUGUUAACAGUUGAAAUAUAUGAAAUUAUUUAUUUAAGUUUGUUCUUUAUUGUAGGUAGGCAGCUUUUAAACAAAUUUUGAAUUUGUUAUAUCACUUAAAACUUAAAUUUUUUUUUCCUGUAAUUUACAAAUGUAUAUAAUAUAUAAGCUUAUAUAUAUAGUAUUUUAUUAGUAUAGAAAAAAUGUGAAAUUUUAAUCCAAUUAUAAUGAAUAGAUAAUUCAGUAGCUAAUUUAAAAAUUAAAUUCUUUUUUUUUUUAUGAUUAUACAUAGAAUAAAUUUGAUUUUCUGUUUGGAAACUAACUGAUAUUAAAUUAAUUGAAUCAAACUAUAGAACUUCUCAAUCACAUUUAUCAUCUACAAGUUUUACUAUUUAAAACAAUUUAUCUUCUUUACUUAUGCAGUAGUCAAAACUCGCAAAUUUUUUCUCACCAAUCCAUUAUACUACAGACAAAAUAAUUUUGCAUACGCCACUCUUUAUUUUCUUCUUUUUUUAACAGUAGCAUUGAAAUGUAUUUAGAACAAUAACUAACAAUUGCCAUUUAUAUAAAUAAUAUAUAUUUUGUUUUAAAAUGUUAACUAACAUAUUUCAUUGUAUUCAGGAAAAUAAAACAUCAUACAAAUAAUAAAAAUGUAUACUUAAAUGAGUAAUUAAUCUAUAUAUACAGUAAUUAUAAAUAUUAUCACACUUAUUUAUUUACACUUAUUUAUUAACAAAACAAAUUAUAGUAAUAAAACUGUUUUCUUCUUGCAGCUAUUUAAAAUUAGAAAAUAAUUAACUUAACACUUAUUUAUAUUAACUAUUUUGUUUUUUUUUUUCAAUUUUUAUUUGUUUGGCAGUAAGUUAACUCGCCUUCCGUGAGCCUAUAUAAAUAAUCAGAAGUGUUCGAGUGAUUGGCCAACUUCAAUCAUAAUUCCAUUCCAUCAUCUUCAAAAGCAAUGUUACUGCAAAUUUUGUAUUCAAAAUUAUAAUUAAACAAUAUUUUAUACUAUAUUAAAGAAAACACUAGAAUAAAAAAUAGUUUAUAUACAUAAUUAAUAA